Rhodofomes roseus is the source of this 1346-nucleotide messenger RNA. RefSeq lists its product as uncharacterized. Lineage: Eukaryota; Fungi; Basidiomycota; Agaricomycetes; Polyporales; Fomitopsidaceae. The record is from RefSeq and is a predicted model, not a curated record. The transcript is spliced from 3 exons. The coding region runs from base 145 to 1041 and encodes 298 amino acids.
AAAGAGCUCGGGGCAACUUGAGGGUAACCCUAACCUCGAUUGGACACUUGGGAAAUCACGAGCCUGGCAUGGCCCCACCGCGGGUCGUCGACGCGGACCGUCGAGCAAGCGAUCCUGCUUGCCCGCUACAUUCACGACGACAGGAUGAACAACACUGUAGCAUUUCCCACCACGUCUGUAUCCAAUGCUUCUAGACCCAUUGAAACUACUUCUCUCAUCUCCUACGCCGCGCACCGCGCUACUGCCGUCGAAGUCUGCGAUCUCGUCUAUGGCCCAGCCGUUCCGUCCUGGAGCGCAGUAGAGAGGUUCUACGAACCUGACGCGGUCUAUGAGAAUCCAAUCGUGACCGCAACGUCGCGCUCCGUCAUCGCAGACAUUCACGCGCUUUCGAGUCGCCUCGCGCAGUUGGAUAUCCCGCGGCCGGUCGCGCUACUCCAUAGCCUCUUCGGAAUUUCGCGCGAUGGCGGCUUGCGGGACUCGUGGUUCAAGGCGAUGAGCAUGUGGAAUGAGGUCACAGAUGUGUCCGAGAGCGAAAGCUAUGAUGGGCAUCAAACCACGAUCAUGGAGCAUACUCUGCACAUUGACAUCCUCCCUGGGCUCCUUGCACGGCGACGCUCGAGUGCAGGGCCGUCUUACUCCCUGCCGUCUACCGCCCCAGACCUGUCCCUGUCCAUGCCGCAUCCACCAUUACAUCGCCAAACAUCCUACCUCUCGAGAGGCCACUCAACCCAGGCUUCUCCGUCAUCAAUACUUCAUCUUUCGCUGCCAAUCAUCACUCGCCUCUCAUUCAACGAUGCAGGCAAAAUAACUCACCAUCGCGACUUCUGGGACAUCAAAGAUCUCCUAAACCUACUCCCUGGUAUGUCCCUCGCACAAUGGAUCACCACUCGCAUGAUCGCCCAGGGCAUCCGGGGGCUUGUAUCCGCCGGCCGGAUGUUCUCUGGCUCCCGCGCUGCGCGGGCCGCGGACGAGGGAAAGGACGAAGAGGAAGGUCUCUCCCCGGCGGCUGUGUAUGCGAGUGAGGUGAAAGACCGUCUGUAGACUGUCUCUGGCUUAGGCGCUCGUGCGUUGCGGGUCGGUGAGGACAACCUGCGCAGGAUUUGUGCGCACGCGAUCCCUCGCAGGUCUUACGGACAUGCCCAAGCUGCCGGAAUCGAGCCACUGGGGAUUGACUCAGGACUGUAGAAUCGGCGAUCUUCCAGACCACACCUCGUACUUACUGCACUCCCUUUCUUGGUGCCCCUUCGCUAUGUACACGACAUCACCUAAUCUUGGUAUGACUUGUAUGAUGUCUUCAAUGCUCUGUGAAAUGUUCUGUACGCACUAUCAUUAUUAUCAUUCACGAA